Molecule: messenger RNA, 1700 nt
Organism: Nematostella vectensis (starlet sea anemone)
Lineage: Eukaryota; Metazoa; Cnidaria; Anthozoa; Actiniaria; Edwardsiidae
Product: aly/REF export factor 2
Exons: 7
Coding region: 391-1245 (284 amino acids)
Biological process (GO): mRNA export from nucleus
Cellular component (GO): nucleus
Molecular function (GO): mRNA binding
Source: RefSeq, a predicted model, not a curated record
GUCCGCCCGCGUCAUACUUAGAAGGCACAUUCCGCAGUCCGUUAAAUACCGCUGUCAGACUUGCCUCAAAACUGAACAACUCCGCAUCAUUUACGUACUGCAGGGCCAACACACAGGUACGACACUCAAGUGUUAUUCAAAGGGCCGUUUUUCUUACAGUAAGAGGACAAAUCCUUCUGACACUUAACCCAGGCAGACCAUAUCGUAAAAUAUGCAAAAUAAGUUUUAGAAAUUAUUUCAAAACAAUAUUCAAAGGCCAAUAGGCACCUUUGUGACAAUUUCGACGCACCCGUCCCUACCCAGGGAUUUUUUUCGACACGUGGCCAUCCCAUAAUAAGCGACGCCGGCGUCCUCGUUAUUCCACACGCGGUUCAUCUCAACAAACUCAAAAUGGCGGACGAUCAGUUGGACAUGAGCUUAGAUGACAUUAUAAAGCAGAACAAGAAGUCUUCACGUGGAGGAAGAGGUCGUGGGGGAUCCAGAGGCCCUGGAAGACGAGGCGGUGGACCAGUAGGCCGCGGUAGAACGCGGGGAAAUCGCUCAACGCCAUAUUCCCGACCUCGUGAGCUUCCGGAUAGAUGGCAGCAUGAUAAGUUCGAUGGCAGAGGUAGCGGUGGUCGUAGUUUUUCUGGUGGCUCAGGCGGUGCGGGUGGGAUCUCAACUGGAAGCAAGUUGAGCAUUUCAAAUCUUGACUUUGGCGUCUCCGACUCAGACAUUUCGGAGUUGUUUAGUGAGUUUGGGCAAGUCAAGCGAUCGUGUGUACAUUAUGAUGCCUCUGGACGGUCACAUGGCACAGCAGAGGUUGUGUUUGUCAGACGAGAAGAUGCUCAACAGGCCCUGAAGCAAUACAAUGGAGUCCCACUUGAUGGUCGACCAAUGAAAAUAGAGCUAGUAGCAGGCUUUUCAGACAGUAGACCGAGCCGGGGCAGAGGAGGUGGCGCAGGGGGAUACAAGGAUUCAGCCGUUUAUAUGCUACCCAUGAGCCACCACGGGUUACGACACAGAUUCUGGAGUGCAACCUUUUUUGAAAUAGGUAUAGACGUACCAGUGGUGGUGGAAGCUUUGGAGGUGGUGGAAACAGAAGCGGGUUCAGUCCGAGAGGCGGUGGGCGUGGUAGAGGUCGUGGUCGUGGUGGCAGGGGGCAACCAAAGUCUAACAAGACUGCUGAAGAGCUGGAUGCAGAGCUUGAUGCUUAUCAUGAUGAGGGUGAUGUUGAUAUGGAGUAAGCCACCCAAGCCGACAUGAACCACAAAGCUCAUCAACUGAUCGUCAUUGCCUACAAAAUGUGCCAGGCAGGCCCUAUACUAUAACUGAAUUUUUUUUUUAAUUCGAAAGGGCAUCAGGUGUUUGAUAACUUGUAGGAACUAUUGCAACUGCUCUUCAUAUAUGCUGUUAAUAGGGGGCAAUAUAUUUUCAAGCCCGUGAAGUAGUAACACACCAUUUCCUACAUAAUCAACCUUUUUCCUAUUCAUAAACCAGCUGAGACAGAUUCUUUGUGUAAUUUUAAUAUUUUACAUGGAAUGCAUUCUAUUUUUUUUUUAGUUUCUUGUAUAUUGUAUAGAAAUAAGAGUCAAAGCCCUGUGUCGAUGUAUCUCAAUACAUGGACUCAUGGUAUUUGCUCUAAAGUUAUUAAGCUGUUCUUGCCUGACACCAUGUGUACAAAGAACUGAAUGUUAGUGAAUAAAGUUUGCUAUUCCGUC